ACCAACCUAUUUCAGUUAGAUUUCGAUUUUGGUUAAAAGCGAUUGCAUUGUGCGAUCCAUCUCACUGAAAUAAUGAAGCCAUUUUUACUGCUUAUAUGUUUGGCAAUAUUUAUAUUCAACGAGGUCUCCAGUGAAGUUACGUACGGAAAAUUAGUUCAAACUUUUAAUGACAAAGCAAAAAAUGUCAAAGAAAUCAAACAAGCCAAUUGGUCAAAGGAGUUAACGCCACUAUUUACAAUCUAUGAAAAAUUCACCGAAUCUUUAAUUGAGAAAAUAUUUCAUUCCUUCAUAAUUGUUAACUUGCAGAGUCCCAUAGACAAUUUCCUAGAGCAAGUGCCUGAGAAUAAUGCUGAUGCUUUGGCAAUUGUCGCAUACACUAGAACAGUUUUGAUGAAUCAAAAUCAAGUAAAUAAUUUAUGUAGUGAACUAAGUUCUAAACUCAGACACGAUACUGUAUCGUCAAUUCCGCCACCUGUUGUUGUCGAAUACCGAAACCGCGAACAUAUUCCAUUGAACCAAACGCAUGUGAAAAAGAUUCAGCAAAGCAUUUCAUAUAUGCACAAAAUUCACAAAGAUUUUAAAACCAAAUUCAUAGAUGAAUUGAAUAAGGCAGACGUCGCAAAAGAAGUUUUUGCAUCCGAAACUGGUGCCGUCUUGAGUGCAUUCAAUGAUGCUUCGACUAGUAAAUUAAGUAAACUGAAAGGCGCUAUGUUACAUUUAAAACAGUCUCAGGACCGAGUUUGGAAACUUCUAAAAAAUAUUGAAAACAUUUUAAUAAAAUACAAUGCACAGCGCAAUGCAUGGGCCAAUUUUCUAUCAGGAGUUGAAGGUUAUCUAGUCAGUUAGAAACAAUGUAAUUUGUCAUAGAAAAAUAAAAAAAAACUUUAACAAUUAUU
Messenger RNA from Contarinia nasturtii (swede midge), 896 nucleotides. RefSeq lists its product as uncharacterized. Lineage: Eukaryota; Metazoa; Arthropoda; Insecta; Diptera; Cecidomyiidae. The coding region runs from base 73 to 846 and encodes 257 amino acids. The transcript has 2 exons. The record is from RefSeq and is a predicted model, not a curated record.